This is a messenger RNA of Fraxinus pennsylvanica, 1386 nucleotides long. Lineage: Eukaryota; Viridiplantae; Streptophyta; Magnoliopsida; Lamiales; Oleaceae. The record is from the annotation of a GenBank genome assembly.
AUGACAGUGGCAAGCACCGCCACAAGCCGCUGCAAGAAAGCUGUGAAAAUGGGUCUUUCGCUCUUCCGCCGUGGCUUCAAUUCCUCCAAAUGCAAAUCAAUGGCGAAAAUGGCGGUGGCGAGAAUAAAGCUUCUGAGAAACAAGAGAGAAGCAGUUGUGAGGCAAAUGAGACGCGACAUUGCUAUGCUUCUCGAGUCUGGUCAGGACGCCACUGCUCGUGUUAGGGUCGAACAUGUAAUUCGAGAACAGAAUAUUAUGGCUGCAAAUGAGUUCAUUGAGCUUUUCUGCGAAUUAGUGGUGGCCAGACUUUCUGUCAUUGCAAAGCAAAGAGAGUGUCCAGCUGAUCUGAAAGAAGGGAUAUCAAGUUUAAUAUUUGCAGCUCCUCGGUGCUCAGAUAUUCCUGAACUUUUAGCAAUUCGAGAUGUUUUUGAGAAGAAAUAUGGGAAGGAUUUUGUUUCUGCAGCUACUGAUUUACGACCAAAUGCUGGUGUUAACCGCACGCUCAUUGAAAAGCUCUCAAUUAGGUCCCCAACUGGUGAAACAAAGUUGAAAGUUUUGAAGGAAAUAGCGAAAGAAUAUCAGGCUAAUUGGAAUACAACAGAAUCGGAGACCGAACUACUUAAGCCUCCAGAAAAGCCUAUAGAAGGACCAAACAACUUUGUAAGUGCCAGUAGCUUACCAUUGAAGUCAAUCCCUGAGAAAUCUCCUGAGCCGAAUAUUUCAACACGCAGAUGCUCGAACGAUGAACAGAGCAAUAUUGUGCACUAUGAAAACCCAGCAUCAGCUGCUGAAGCAGCUGCCAAAUUUGCAAAGAAAGCCACUUAUGCUGCUGAAGCGGCUGCCAUUUUGGCCAACAGAGACAUAAAUGUGUCAGGUAAUUCUCGUGCUAUGAAUAAUGGAUAUGCUGUCCAAAAGAGUAUGAAGGACAGUAGUUUUGGGAAUUCUCGUAGUCUCAGGGUUGUGGAGAUGAGGCCCCAUGAUGUGGAUGCUCAAAAUAUUCAUAGAAGACAUAGCUAUAAUAUUCCAUCAGCACAUUCAGAUAUUAAGUACGAUGAAUCAGAUUAUGAUGAAGAAAUCGAGAUGGAACCAACAAGUGGGGUUCCAAAGUUGGCCAAACAAAGUACUAAUAGGGAUAGCAGAAAGAUCUAUAAAAGGCACAGCGACAACUACAGUGCUCCAACUGGACACUCAGAUAUUAAGUUUGAUGAGUCUGAUUGUGAUGAUGAUCCAUACGAGGUGGACGAGUUUAUAAGAGGAACUAAUCUACCACCCGAACUGCCUACACAGGAGCAGUUUCCAGUGAGACGCGUGCAUCCCAAAUUACCUGACUACGACACACUUGCUGCUCGUUUUGAAGCACAGAAACACCACAGACCACCAACCUGA